This is a messenger RNA of Malaya genurostris, 1596 nucleotides long. RefSeq lists its product as uncharacterized. The transcript is spliced from 3 exons. NCBI's taxonomy places the organism in Eukaryota, Metazoa, Arthropoda, Insecta, Diptera, Culicidae. Bases 358 to 702 code for a protein of 114 amino acids. The record is from RefSeq and is a predicted model, not a curated record.
CAGCUCAAAACAAUAAUAAUGAAAUAAAUGUUUUGAUUUCCUCAAACCAAUUCCAAAGUUAUGAAUAUGUUGUGAAAGCAUCAAACGCAUUAUUUUUUAUAUGGUUCUUCAUUUUCUAGGUACAUUUCAUCUCUGAACGUUCAAAGCGUAGUGAUUCAAUUUUUGCUGCUUUCCUGUUUUGAUUAUACAGCAAUGAUGUGUGGAAAUUCCUAUGAUGUCAAUUUUAAUUGUUCAGCUCAAUCAUCUUGGUGCUGUUUGUGCAAUUACGUUCAAAUCGUUCUCGUGUAGGCAGUGUAGUAGUCGGCCUUUGUAUUUAAGCACAAUUGUUUAUGUUUAAUAAAUUAGUUUAAUAUAAAAAUGCGACUACUACUGGGAAUGUUAUGUUUUAUCUGUUUUGUGUUCACAUAUUGCAGUGCUUAUGCACGUUUGUUUAGGAACGCAACGCAUCCAGACUAUCCCAACCAAUGCUUCGAUCCAAUAACUGAGACUCAUCUGAAAGUUGGAACAAUAGAGAACAAUGAAAAGUGUGAACGUAUAUCAUGUUCACAAGAUUAUACGAUGUCUAUCUUUGGAUGUGGGGUGGUCGCAAUUCUGCCAGGAUGCCAGUCGAUACCGACCGAUUAUGAAAAACCAUACCCGGAUUGCUGUGCUAAAGCCGAUUGCUCAAACCUACUGUUAAAUAAUCACACUUCAUCAUCAUAGGAAUUGCUUACUGAACUUAAUUGUUUACUACAAUAUUACGCAAACGAAAUUGGGUUUUGUUAAUAUUCUCCUUCACCCAAAUACUUGCUGCUGCACAGGUGUCGUGAUAUAGUUUUCCUGGCUCUGAUUUAGUAAUAAAUUAAGAGUACAUCGGAUUUAGAGUUAAUAGUUGAAAAUAUUUAGCUUAAGCAGGUCAGCUAGUGUGUCCGAUAAAAAAAUCGCUUUCUUAUUUUUUCAUAAAUCACGUUUAAAAUAUGUAUAGAAGAUGUAGGCGAAAAAAAAAAUUUGAAAUUUAAAGUGAACUGAAAAACUAUUUUUUUAAAUGAUUUGUUCUAGUUUUGUUAAGACGUAGAGCCGUGUUGAGCUAGUUUUAAAUUUGAUCAGUAUCUAACAGUAUGCAACUAUUAAUGAAAACCGCGAAAAUGUCAAGGAAUUGGAUGUGUUUCCAUAGAUACAGGGCUAUAAUUGAACACUGUGAUGGCCAAGUAAAGCGAAGCGUGCUUGGUUUUUCUAAUCAUUUGGACUGUUGUCUUUCAUAUGCAGGGUAGUUUAAUUGGCAAAUCAAUUUCCCUGGUUAGGAGUUAGCUACGGGUUCGAGUCCCGUUUCUGGAUAACAUUCUCGCGGUUUUCAUUACAUAGUUGCAUUCGCAAGUAAUUUUUUGAUUUUUUUUGUUUGAUACUUUUCAAAACAAUCAUUUUCCUCAAUUUUGUUCUUUAUUUUUGUUCAAAACAUAGUACCAAGUACCACGAAUAAAAUGGUUUUCCUUUUUUUUUUAAAUUGCCGAUAAACAGAACAGUCCCAGUAAUGGCAUAGCAAAAUGGUCUUUAAAAAUCGUCGUCACACUAGCUCUUAAUACUUUACGAAAAAAUGGAAUAAAAAUAGAAAGUUGGAAA